AUGAGCUCCGGGUACCAGUCGUGGGCUGAUGCCGGGAGGGCGUUCAGUCGGACGGUGGACUUCAACGCCACGCAGGGUCUGAACGCGGACCAGGGCCGGUUCGACUUCGCGUACAACCCGGCGCAGCAGGCGUCGAUGACGUACGACGCGAAGCAGGGGCGCUACGUGCACGGCAUCCGGGCGCGGCCCGCGCGGCGCGUCCUGCGCGUGGCGUUCGAGGCCGAGAAGCAGAAGCAGUCGGCGCGCGACAUCGACGAGUGGUUCGCGAAGCCCGGCGGGCGGCGGCACCUGAGCGCGGCGCACGCGCAGCUGCAGAUGCACAACGAGCAGCGGCUGGGCGAGGACGCGCGCGACAAGCAGCGCAUCCGGCGGUGCCAGAACACGCAGCACCGGCGGCUGUUCAACACGAGCGGGGACAACUGCCUGUCGCCGGAGCCGGGCGGCGACGUGGACGACCGGCUGCAGACGUGGGACGGCACGUACCUGCACAGCAAGCCGCGGCCGCGGACGGCGCACCCGCUGACGAGCGCGCGGUACGCGGCGCGCUACAUGUACGACGACAAGCGGCGCGAGGACAACGAGUUCGACGACAAGCGCAUGGCCGCGAUGCAGGCCGACCGGCAGCGGCACGUGCAGCACGUGGAGCAGCAGCGCAGCGGGCUGAUGGACCUCGUGACCGAGUACCCGCACGGCAUCCCGAAGCACAUAGAGCGGAAACUGCGCGGCAGCGGGCUCAACUUCGGCGACACGACCUCGCACUCCAACAUGACGGCGCCCUUCACGCGCCCGGGGUACCGCCCCUGA
Molecule: messenger RNA, 804 nt
Organism: Pedinophyceae sp. YPF-701
Lineage: Eukaryota; Viridiplantae; Chlorophyta; Pedinophyceae
Source: the annotation of a GenBank genome assembly